Cygnus olor (mute swan) is the source of this 1926-nucleotide messenger RNA. RefSeq names its product secretin receptor (gene SCTR). The transcript has 13 exons. The coding region runs from base 122 to 1474 and encodes 450 amino acids. The record is from RefSeq and is a predicted model, not a curated record. Gene Ontology annotation, molecular function: secretin receptor activity; G protein-coupled peptide receptor activity; peptide hormone binding. Gene Ontology annotation, cellular component: plasma membrane. Gene Ontology annotation, biological process: adenylate cyclase-modulating G protein-coupled receptor signaling pathway; cell surface receptor signaling pathway; brain development. NCBI's taxonomy places the organism in Eukaryota, Metazoa, Chordata, Aves, Anseriformes, Anatidae.
AGGAAAAAAAGCGAGGAGGGAAAGGAAUGAAGUGAAAGGAGCUGAGAGCCAGGCUGGAGAGCACGCAGACAGCCUGGUGACCUCUGAUGCAUGAAGGAUGAAGGAAGCAGACUGAGUGACUAUGUGGACCGUCUGGGUGAUCAUCUUCUGGGUUUCAACCGUCCUGAUCAGGGCUGCCCCACCUGUCUGUGACCUCCUGAGCGUCCUGAAAAAGGAGGAAGAAAACUGUGCUGAGAGACUGUCCCUGGAGGUGAGGAACAGGACACCUGAAAAUGAUCUGCUCCUGACAUCAGGCAGAUGUGCUGGAAUGUGGGAUAACAUGAGCUGCUGGCCUUCAUCAGCUGUGGGACAGACUGUCGAUGCACCCUGCCCCAAAUUCUUCCAGAUGCUGACUGGGAAAAAAGGUUUCGUCUAUCGAAACUGUACCAGCGAGGGUUGGUCAGACCCCUAUCCAAGACCAGAUAUUGCUUGUGGCUACAAUGUCAAUGACACCACAAAUGAGAAAAGACGUGCCUAUUUCAUGACCCUGAAGACCAUGUACACCAUUGGAUACUGCACCUCCCUUGUGACGCUGACAAUAGCCUUAGUGGUCCUGGCCUCUUUAAGAAGACUUCGCUGUACGAGGAACUACAUCCACAUGCAUCUCUUCACGUCCUUCAUUUUGCGAGCCUCAUCUAACUUCAUCAAAGAUGCUGUUUUAUUCUCCUCUGAAGACACAAACUACUGUGAGGCAUACACGGCUGGAUGCAAGCUUACCAUGGUCUUCUUUCAGUAUUGCAUUAUGUCUAACUACAGCUGGCUUCUCGUGGAGGGACUGUACCUCCACACUCUUCUGGUAAUUUCCUUCUUCUCAGAAAGGAAGUUCUUCUGGUGGUUCAUCACCCUUGGAUGGGGUGCCCCAACUGUCUUUGUGGCUGCGUGGGCCACCGCGAGGCAACUCCAUGAAAACACCGGGUGUUGGAACAUUAACACUAAUGCCAAUACCUGGUGGAUCAUUAGAGGCCCUGUAGUUUUGUCUAUUUUUAUUAAUUUCAUUCUUUUCAUCAACAUUUUAAGAAUCCUGAUGAAGAAGCUCAGCUCACCUGAAAGACGGAGCAGCGAUUUCAACCAGUACAAGAGGCUUGCCAAGUCGACACUCCUCCUCAUCCCGCUCUUUGGGGUUCACUACAUCAUCUUUGCUUUCUUCCCCGAAGACACAAGUAGUGGCACAAUGGAAAUUCAGCUGUUUUUUGAAUUGGCUCUUGGAUCGUUCCAGGGUUUUUUCGUGGCUGUACUUUAUUGUUUUCUUAAUGGUGAGGUUCAGCUGGAAGUUCAGAGAAAAUGGAGGCAGUGGCAUUUAAGCAAACACUUGCGUCAGCAUCUGAGCACCUCAGCAAGUAACGGAGGAAGUGGCUUAACUCAGGAGAUGCAGGUAGUGAAGUUGAGCCCACCACAGGACAGGAGAGCAACCCUCCAAAGAUCAAGCAUGCUUUAACACUUCACCCUUGAGGGAUACCUCCAUGCUCAGGUGCACGUGGUUAAAUCCCAUGGACUGUGCUGGGAGUCUUGUGUAUAUAUCCGAGAGCGGGACUUGGCUGUGGAUCAGCAGUUCUUGAAGCACAUCUGUUCGUCUAUAUCCUGUGUAGCACUGAAGUUAUUUUGCAAGGCAAAAUGGGCCAAAACGUUCUGCUCUUCCUUGGGUUUCUGGCCACAGUCAUUUGUGUUUCUUUCCACACCAAUAUGUUUAAGCUGCUAUUUCUACCUUAAACGUAGCCUCUCAUUUUCCAUGUGGCUCCCUUCCAAUGCUAGGCCAGGCGGGUGAGUUUUAGAUGUUUUGUAUUUCUUCUGCUGUUGAAGCUAGGAGGAUAUUCAGCUUUGUAAGAUGAAGGUUGCAUAUCGUCCUUUAACACAGACUAUGGGUUUGAAAUACAAAGUCACUUUGUGCCU